ACGACUUGCAAAGUCAACGACAAAAGUCAAAAAGUCGAAACCAUUAACCAGCGAGUUCCGUAAAGAAGAAGGUAAAGAGAGGAUUUGCGAGUUCCGUAAGGAAGAAGGUAAAGAGAGGAUUUGCUGGCUAUGGUUUUUAGCAGCUCGGCGAUGGCGACGGUGGCGAACGUAUCCACCGACAAGUGGCAGCGGAUGAGGAGGAUUCCGUCGUCGGAGAUAUUGAAUACUCAACAGCUUGUGGAGGUGGCUUGUUGCCUCCCUCUUAGUCAUCUCUUCAUCUGUCUUUGGGAGUUUCUGUGUUUCUCCAUAUCCGAUUAUGAUUCUGAUGAUGAUUAUGAUGAUGAUGAUGUUGAUGAUGACGAUGUGCUUGCUUUUGAUCAUAAUAGUAACGGCGAUUAUGAUGAUCAUGGGUCUUCUUCAUCAUCUAACUUGGAUUUUGAUGACUAUUACCAUUACCCGGACUCGGAUUAACUAAACUAGCUGACCUCUGCUUUCUAGUUUCUAAUUCUUUUGGGAUUAUUGUUGUCUUAGUUGAUUAGGUGUAUUGUCCUAAUUAUUAAUUAAUCUGGUAUUCUUGGAGACUGUAAAUUUACUCUUGGAUAUUCAAUAACAAAAUCAGACAUUACGAAUUA
Molecule: messenger RNA, 632 nt
Organism: Arabidopsis lyrata subsp. lyrata
Lineage: Eukaryota; Viridiplantae; Streptophyta; Magnoliopsida; Brassicales; Brassicaceae
Exons: 1
Coding region: 130-471 (113 amino acids)
Source: RefSeq, a predicted model, not a curated record